AUUCGUACAUCACAAAUAUUUUUUGAAAUGCACGUUGUUGACAAAAUUCUUAGUUUUAUCUAAUUUUCUGACUAACACUUAACAGAACGUUUAAAAAUGGGGAAAUUAAACGUGACAAUGUUGCGUUACUUAAGCAAAGAAGAUUUUAGGGUUUUGACAGCGGUCGAAAUGGGAAUGAAAAAUCAUGAGAUUGUUCCCACACCACUCAUUGCCUCGAUAGCUCAUCUGCAUUCUGGUGGCUGCCACAAGAUUCUAAAGGAGCUUAGCAAACACAGACUGGUUUGCUAUGAACAUGGUGGCAAGAAAGUUCCUGGGUACAGGUUGACCAACUCGGGCUAUGAUUACCUGGCACUUAAAGCCCUGACCACACGGGCAGCUGUGCAAUAUGUUGGGAAUCAGAUUGGAGUUGGAAAAGAGUCAGAUGUGUACAUAGUGGCUGAUGAAGAUGACAAGCAAUGGGCCUUGAAACUCCAUAGACUUGGGCGUACUUCAUUCCGUCAACUAAAAAACAAGAGAGACUACCAUCGCCAUAGAAACAAGGCAUCCUGGCUGUAUCUUUCCAGGCUGGCAGCUAUGAAGGAGUUUGCUUUCAUGAAGGCCUUGUAUGAUAGGGGCUUUCCUGUACCCCAGCCGCGUGACAACAACCGACAUGCAGUUGUCAUGGAGCUGCUCAGUGGAUAUCCUAUGUCUAAUGUGAAGGAGGUUGCCAACCCUGCCUCCAUCUACAAUGACUGCAUGGAGCUGCUUGUGAAGCUGGGCAACUGUGGCCUCAUACACGGAGACUUCAAUGAGUUCAAUCUUAUGUUGGAUGAGGACGAACGUGUCACCAUGAUCGACUUUCCACAGAUGGUCUCAACAUCACACAAGAACGCUGAGUGGUACUUUGACAGAGAUGUCAACUGUGUCCGGGUCUUCUUUGCCAAAAGAUUUCACUAUGAGAGUGAGCUUUAUCCAAAGUUCUCAGAUCUCAGGAAAAGUGAUGAUCUUGAUGUGGCUGUAUCUGCCAGUGGUUUUACAAAGGACCUAGCUGCAAAGUUUGAUGAAGCUGCAGAGGAAUUCAAUAUUCUUGGUGGUCCUGAUGAUCCAAAAGAAGUUGAUGAAAGUGGGGCUGACGAUAGUGCAGAAGAGGAAGAGAAUGAGGAGAAGGAAGAGGAGGAAGAAGAAGAAGAAACCCAUGAUGUUGGUGACUAUGAUGAAAAUGAUGAUGUUGAUGUUAAACCAGAAACUGAGGCUAAAAGUCCUGUGUUAACAGAACCAGAGUGUGGAAAGGUUGAGAAAAGACAUGAUUUCGAAAGUGAAGAAAAUGUCAGCAAAAAUGAAAAUAUUCUCAUUAAAAAUGACACUGAAUGCGAAACACCCAAGGAGGAACAUGGUGAAGCUAAUGAAGAGGCAACAAAGGAGGUUCUUGGCAGUGACAGUGAAGGUGAAAUGUGUGAUAUCAGUGGUCAGAACAAGAGCUACAGGCCGUUCCGUAGCGAGUCAAGUGUGCAGCACGUGAACACACACGUCCUGAAGGCAAGGGCCCGCAACUCUGAUAGCGUAAGCACUUCAAACUUUAGCACCUCUAGCAUUGCCCCUGAGGUCAUUAGGGCAAAGGUCAAGAGGCAACGCAAGAGACUGGCAGAUCAACUUCAGGCCCGAAGGAUUCGCAAGAGUGGUGAGGCCUCGUUGCAGACAAAACUGCGUAGAGACGUGGAGCUUGACAUUCGGCAGAGCACCAGUGCAGAGUGGUUCUAGCCCUGUUGCGGUCAUUUAACGCUUGACCAUUCAGAUAUGCACUUUGACAUGUUUGUAGUUCCUUAGAACAUCUAAUUGAGUUUUAAGACUUUUCUAAAUAAAAUCGAGUUUUCAAAGGCUUCAUUUUUAUUUCUAAGAUACUGAUGAGCAGCAAACAGCAUAAAACCUUAACAGACUGCGAGUUGCUUGCAGGCUGUUCUGGUUUUAUGACAUUUGCACAUAGCCAUUUUCACAUUGCUUCUGAUCGGGAAAGGGUUUUCGAUUACUAAAUUUGACUUGGUUUACUGAGAUUGCAGGUAACUGAACUUAAUGACAGUGAUUUUUUAAGAAUACAACAAAUGUACUGUUUCAAGUUUUCAGUCAAGGAUUUUCAAUGAUGACAAUGUAUUUUGAAAGCAUUUAUAUGAAAAAAUUAUAUAUUGUUUUAUUAGACUUCUAUUUAGAUUAUGUUUUUUAUUGUGGAAUUUUAUUGUGUUAUGAAAUGGAUGGUAUUUGAUAUCAGAUGUUUUUUGGAUAACAAAUUAUAUACUUAAACAUUUUCAAUUAUUGUGAAAGGUUAUGUAAAAAAAAAUACAUUUAUUGACAAGCGUUAAAAAUAAAUUUAAAGAAUAUU
Dreissena polymorpha is the source of this 2350-nucleotide messenger RNA. RefSeq lists its product as uncharacterized. Gene Ontology annotation, molecular function: protein serine/threonine kinase activity; ATP binding. Gene Ontology annotation, cellular component: nucleus; preribosome, small subunit precursor; cytosol. Gene Ontology annotation, biological process: protein phosphorylation; maturation of SSU-rRNA. Lineage: Eukaryota; Metazoa; Mollusca; Bivalvia; Myida; Dreissenidae. Bases 97 to 1737 code for a protein of 546 amino acids. The transcript has 9 exons. The record is from RefSeq and is a predicted model, not a curated record.